CUCAAUUGGAAUCAAUUUCCACAUUUCUAACUAACAUUUUGAAGUUCGAAUUUUUGAAACAAAAAAUGUUGAAUAGAUUACUUAUCACUGUUAUAUUCAUUGAAAUUUAUGUUCAUUGUAAUGUAUCGAUUAAAACUAAAUCUGAAGUUGAUUCUCAAAAAUACGAUCCGUAUAAAAUUUGGAGCAGAUUUAAUGCAACAAACGCAAAUGGAAGUGAAGUGGUCGAAUAUCAAAUUCGAAACAUACCUAACACGCGAUUUGAAGAGGCAAUGCAUUUGAUGCAACAGUUUCUUGAAGACGAAGCACUUAAUAAAAUUCUUGAUAUAACUAUAACCAAUCAUCACAUUCAAAGAAGUAGAGAGUAUUGGAAAUUACUUCUACACAAAAAUAUGUCAGUGGGAUGCUUUGAUGAUGAUGAUAAGAUGGCCGGUGUUGUCUUAAUGUAUAUUGGCAAAAGGAUAGGUUCGAAAAGCAAGAGAGGCAAGAUAACGCAAAUAUCUAUGGAUCUAAUGGAUGUUGAUAUUUUCGAAAUUUAUCGAGUCGAUGAAUAUUUGGCGAAUAAAGGAGUGGUGGUUCAACGGGAAUAUCGCCGUCGUGGCAUUGCAAAGCAGCUUCUCGUGAUAACUAAAGAUAUUUGUGCCGAAUAUAGAUUAGAAGUGGCAGCCAGCGUCAUUACAUCUCCUACUAUUGACAAAAUUGCCGCUGAUCUAGGAUUCCAGCUUGAUGUAAGCGACAGGCUGUCGGAUGAUUUGAUAGUAAAUUUGAGAUCUAUUAAAUAUAAGCAUAAGUAGUAUUCAAAUGAACAACAUCUAGAAUAUUGUAGUAGAACUUUCGAAAAUAUUAAAGCAGUUUGCAAACAAAG
Molecule: messenger RNA, 862 nt
Organism: Contarinia nasturtii (swede midge)
Lineage: Eukaryota; Metazoa; Arthropoda; Insecta; Diptera; Cecidomyiidae
Exons: 4
Coding region: 66-791 (241 amino acids)
Molecular function (GO): N-acetyltransferase activity
Source: RefSeq, a predicted model, not a curated record